GGGUGUUGUUGAUGUGUUACUGGUCAUGCUGAACAAUAUCAACGAACGUUUCGAAAAGGCAAAUAGCUUAGUGAAAAUCGUACACAUUGACUUCAGUAGCGAGUUUAACACCAUCCAACCCCAGCUACUUGUGGGUAAGCUGGUGAAUUUGGGUGUCAACUCUCUACCGAUCAAGUGGAUUAAUCGUUUAUUUUGUGAACCGUACUCAACAAGCGACGUUUAACUAAGCCAUCUCUACAUCUAGCCCGUCGAGGUGGCAUACUUUCACCGAUACUGCACACAUUGUACACAAACAAUUGUCAAGCCUCUGAUUCAGCCCCCCCAAAAUUCUUUAAAUAUGCAGAUUACGCCGCUGUUGUGGGUUUUCUCCACACAGAGCAAGCCUCUCUUCGAGGUUUUGACAGAGAAACGGUCAACUUCGCCCAG
Coregonus sp. 'balchen' is the source of this 426-nucleotide messenger RNA. NCBI's taxonomy places the organism in Eukaryota, Metazoa, Chordata, Actinopteri, Salmoniformes, Salmonidae. The record is from the annotation of a GenBank genome assembly.